Molecule: messenger RNA, 3273 nt
Organism: Stomoxys calcitrans (stable fly)
Lineage: Eukaryota; Metazoa; Arthropoda; Insecta; Diptera; Muscidae
Product: general transcription factor 3C polypeptide 3
Exons: 5
Coding region: 110-2956 (948 amino acids)
Biological process (GO): transcription by RNA polymerase III
Cellular component (GO): transcription factor TFIIIC complex
Molecular function (GO): protein binding
Source: RefSeq, a predicted model, not a curated record
AGUAAUUUUGAAAAAAAUCCGCGAAAAGUAAACAUAGUACCAGCCUUUAUGGCAUAACCCUCUUAGCAGCUCGUCGGGUGUGAUCUGCCUAGUGAAUGACUAUCGUUUCAUGAAAACGGUUAACGGCGUUGUGAGAAAACGGUCACUGUGUGUUGAGUUUGUUGAACAGCUGUUUUUACUUGUUUGCAUUUGUUUACAUCGCAUUUUGUUUCUUUCGGCCAACAUGGAUAUAUCGCUUUCCGGAUCUUGUGAAGUAGUUAUCGAGGAAAUUGAUAGCAAUGAUAUUCCCGAAGAGGAAUUAUCCCAAUUCCAAGAGACACAACCUCUUAAGGUAUUGCAACUAGUCACAGAUGACGAAGAGGAAGAGGGCAAUUUGAUACAGAAAUUUGUGCAUGGUGAAGCCGACUUUCCGGAUUUCUAUACAAAACUGGAACCCCAUGAGGAACCAGAUGAUGAAGAUGAUGGCGAGGAAGACGGCCAACUAUCAGCCGAUGAUACUGAGGCAAUGAUGGUAGACAAUCCAAUACCAGAAGACGAAGCCAUGAAGGAAAUGCAAAAUGUGGACACUUCGGUAAAUUAUAACUAUGGUGAGUCGGGCAGAAAAAAGAAGUCCAUACGCAGAAAUAGAAGAAAUGAGACAGAUUCCGACGAUGGGCCAUCAGCCAGUCGUAAAUCUAGAGGAGGCGGCACAGGCGGUACUGGUGUCCGCAAAAGAUCUCUACUCAAUGCAGCGCUCCAGGGACUAAUGGGUGAGGCAAAUUUAAGUUUUGCCCGCGGCCAAAUUCAAAUGGCGGAGAAAAUUUGUUUGGAGAUUAUACGCCAAAAUCCUUUGGCCCCAGAACCUUUCUUUACUUUGGCGGAAAUCUAUGAGUCACGGGAUACAGAAAAAUUCCUAAACUUCCUAACCAUUGCAGUACAUUUGAAUCCCAGUGAUCGUUAUCAAUGGAUACGCAUAGCUGAAAUGCACAUAGCCCAGGGAAAUUUACAAAGAGCUCGCAUAUAUUACACUAGGGCCAUUAAGGUGCACUCGCGGGACUAUGAUUUGCGCUUGCGCAAAGCCCGUCUACUAGAUAUGAUGGGGGAGAAAACAGCAGCCAUGUUUACAUAUUUGAAAAUGAUACAACACUGUCCGGCUGAGCGGCAUGAGCUGUGUUUGGUAACGGCCAAAAAUGUAGCCAGACACUUUCAUGGCCUUAAUAAAUAUCAUCUGGCCUUGGAGGCCAUGGAGAGCGCAUAUGGAGUUUGUGGUCAUCUUUUCUCGCUGGAAGAUUUGAAUCUCUAUAUGGAACUAUGCAUAUUGAAUAAACACUAUUCCAAGGUAUUGCAGUGUCUAAGAGAGCGAACCAAUCUCGAGCUGGAGACAGAGAAGGAAAAUCAAUUGGAUUUGAUAUUCUAUUGUGUUAUACCGGAUGAUUAUGUGCCCGACUUCAGGGCAAAACUUUGUGUGGCUCUCAUAAAUCUAAAGGCACAUCACCUGCUGGGAUAUCUGAUACAAAACAUACACGAACACAUACCACCAUUGGAGAACGAUAGAUUGAAUUUGUAUUGCGACAUUGCAGAGGCUCUUAUGCAGGAACACAAAUAUGCAGAGGCCAUUUCGCUAUUGCGUCCCAUCACCGAUGGAGAUCUUAUUGACUGUCCCGCCAUUAUAUGGCUGAAGCAAGCAGAAUGUUUGCGUCAUUUAAAUCGUUGCAAUGAGGCCAUCGACAGCUAUACCAAGGUUGUGGAAUAUGCUCCCUAUUGUUAUGAGGCAAAGUUUACACUGUCGGCUUUGCUGAAACAACAAGGCCGCCACAUAGAGGCUGUGAAGGCUUUGGAACAGUCUGGGGAACAUGAGGGCCAACCGUUGCAUGCUCGAUUAUUAUACGAACGUUGUAUUAUGCUGCAGCAAAUCAAUGAGAUCGAUGAGUUUCUGGAAAUUGGCUGUGUGUUGUUGGGGCGCCACUCUUUAAAGUUUCGCAAUCGUGAGGAAAUGUUGGCUGCGGCAAAUGGCGGUUCGUUUUACAAUUCUGAAGGUCUGAAAGUCAUACUGCAAAUGCGCAAUAUUAUAGGUGAUGAAGCUGAUAAGGCUUUGGAGAUUUCCAAAACCAACGCAGCGUCAGCUAGCGAUGAUCUCUCCGUACACGAUGAAUAUAAACUAUUUUUGGAAUUAAUGCGCAUUGGUUUCCUGCACAAGAACUAUGGCAUCUUGGAGAGAAUGAGUUUUGCGGUGGUCACCACCAAACGUUUCAUUAACUAUCACGUUGAUUUGGAACGCAUCAUGAUUUUGGCCUGCUACUUUAACAAUGACUGCACCAUAGCCUUCUCGUAUCUUAGAGAAAUGAUACACAAGAAUGCCAGUUCGAAACCAUUGUGGAAUCUUUUGGUAUUGCUGAUACAAAAGGGUCAAGAUUUGCGUUACCAUCGCUACAUAAAUCGUCUGAUACCGCGAUAUCCCCAGGCUAAACCUUUGCGCAUAUUAACUGGCCACUACCAUUUGCAUUGCAGUUCGUACAAGUAUGCUCUAAAUAUUUAUGUGCCCAUAUUUAAAGAACAACCCACUGCUCUCUUGGCCCUGUGUAUUGCUGGGAUAUUUCAACAGAUCUCUAUGCAGAAGAAAGUAUUGCGCAAGUGCGCUGCCGUUACACAGGCCUUGGUAUUUGCCCAUAAAUAUGGGCAAAUGAGAUCCUCAGCAUUUGCCUUGUCGCCAAACAAAGUCGACGCUACAAUGGAGGAUUCGGUGACAUAUCAAGAAAUAAACUAUAACAUUGCCCGAAUCUAUCACCAGAGCGGCUUGUUUCACUUAGCCAUCGAAUAUUACGAGAAAGCUUUGAAUUUCAGCCAUCCCCUGUUGGUGGAACACGAAAAGAUUUUAGGUUUAAAACAGGAAAUUGCUUUCAACUUACAUUUGAUAUACAAAUCAAGUGGAAAUUUGGCCAAGGCUCGUCAUUAUUUAUAUGAAUAUUGUGUUGUCUAAACAUAUUGGAUGGAUGCUACAGGAGGUCAUAGUUGUAAGAGAGAUAAAGUCUUGGUAACCCAAUGAUAAAAUAAAGCCUCUAUGGGGAAAAGGAAGCCGCAAAGAAAAAAGUGAAGAUCUCAAAACUUUGGCAUUCGUUUUGGGUAAUCUAAGCAUUUCCAAACAAACAUCUGUACCGGUCAACUUUCAAUUCCAGACUGAAUGUUAUUUAAUACUCAAAUUUUAAUCAACAUAAAGAGUCAUUUACAUUAAUUACUUCAGCCUGCUGUUGGGUGUUCCAAAUUAUAUUUCCAUAUUGGCUCCUGUACCAGAGCUGC